Molecule: messenger RNA, 1506 nt
Organism: Penicillium cinerascens
Lineage: Eukaryota; Fungi; Ascomycota; Eurotiomycetes; Eurotiales; Aspergillaceae
Gene: xanG
Product: cytochrome P450 monooxygenase xanG
Exons: 3
Coding region: 1-1506 (501 amino acids)
Molecular function (GO): iron ion binding; monooxygenase activity; heme binding
Source: RefSeq, a predicted model, not a curated record
AUGAUCGACUGGGUCACAAUCUUCAGCUGGGCUCGAGAUAUCCCAGUUCUCCUCAUACCAGCCCUCCUUAUACUAUACUGGUACAUCCGAAUCCCAGGAAACAUGCCCAAGAACAUCCCAACAGUACCAAUCUACAUCUCCCUACUGGGCCUAUGGAGCGACAUGGGCCAAGACGACAUUUUCGACCGAUGGCUCCGAGAACCACUGGAAAAGCACGGCGCAGUGAAGAUCUGGUUCGCAGGGCGCUGGAACGUACUCGCCACGCGGCCACAGUUUCUAGUGGACAUGUUCCGGCAAGAAGAUGUAUAUGCCAAAGCCGGUAGCCAGAAGAAGAUUCCCUGGAGUGUUAUUGCCGCGCUUGUUGGUGACAAUAUUAUCAACGCGCAUGGUCAGAAUUGGAAGCUUUAUACGUCUAUCAUGAAGGCGGGGCUGCAGAGGCGAAUUACGGAUUCGGCGCCGCUGUUGGAGAAGUCGAGGCUUUUUGUGGAUAUUUUGGUGGAGGAGCAGAAGAAGUUGGGGAUUGAGAAGGGGGUCUUGGUUAAUCCAAUUAUACAGCGAUGGGCGCUCAGCUGUAUGGGGAUCAAUUUUAUGAAUGUUGACCUCGAGGCUUUGGAAAGACCAGGCCAACGCCUUGAAGAGCUCCAGACAAUCAUCAAAAAGACCCUCUUCAAGCCUCUCUUCUUCAACUUUCCCGACCUCGACAAAUACCCCGGCCUCUUCCGGCAGCGCAAAGAUGCCUUCGCCGUAAUGCAAGAAUUUGGUGACCUUCUCGUCGACACCGUCCGUCGAAGAAUCCAAAGCACCGACCAAGACGGCGAACAAGUAGUCGACUACCUCGACCGAGCUCUAAAAGAAGGCAAAAUCGACGAAGAGCAAUACCGCGCGAACCUCAAAGUAACGUUCCUAACAGCGCACGAAAACGCCCAACAACUCCUAAACUCGACAUUCUGGGUCUUCGGCUCAAACAAAGCCAUCCAAAACAAACUCCGCGCCGAAAUCCUCGCCACAGACACGGCAAACCCCUCCACAGAAACAAUCAACUCCCUCCCAUACCUCUACUCCGUCAUCCUCGAACUCCUCCGCCUGUACCCACCCGUCUCGCAACUAAUCAACCGCGUCACAACGUCAACAUGUGCCCUAGGCGGCUCAAUCACCAUACCCAACCACACCUGGGUAGGAUGGAACGCAUUCGGCGUGCACACGGAUCAAAGCAUCUGGGGUCCCGACGCAAGAGAAUUCAAACCUGAGCGCUGGGGGAGUGACGUGAAGAGUAUCCAGAAUGCAUUGAGGAGCAAGACGACGGCGUGUCAUUUUAUUGCAUUCAAUGCGCACUCGCGAAAGUGUUUGGGCCAAGGGUUUGCGGUGCUACAGAUGAAGAUUGUACUGUGUGAGCUUGUUAGGAGGUUGGAGUGGGAUAUCGACCCAGGGUACGAGUUGAAAUUGACUUCGGGCGGCAUUAUGGCUCCGCUGGGGUUGAGGGCCAUUGUUCGUGAGAGACAGGUAUAG